UUUUCUUGUAGACACAAAUAAAGGAUCUAAAAUACAGAAAAAGGUGAUUAAAUUUAUUCAAAAAAUGAAUUUAAAAAUUAAAUCGUUAUGCGUGUUACUGAUUUUAUCAAUUACGCCUUCUUCUUCGCAAAUAAAUCCAAAGGCUCUUAUAGAAGUGGCUAAAUAUGGCUGGAAGGCAAUUCAAGCGCUUAUAGCGAUUGAUUCUUCAGUAAAAAAUCACAAAUUUCAACAAGAUGUGAUCAACGCGUUAGAUGAAAUUCGUCAAAGCACUGCGAGGAUUGAGUCUUUGAUAACAGACGAAGCAAAUCGUAUAAUUGAAGAACUCAAGGUAAAAAUUGAUAUGCAGAUCGUGGGUAAAUUCGUUCGUGCUGUGUUUGAAAUAAAUGAACGAUUUGAGAAGAAAUUCUUGAGGUACUUCACCGACAACGAUACGUAUCAACCUGAAACUAUCGAAAAUUAUAUUAAUGAAACGAUCUAUUCGUCAGAUUUUAAAAGAGCUUUAGCUCGGAUACAAGAGUAUACUGUACCUAAUCACUAUAUUCCACAUGUAGAUGAAAAACUAGUUUUUGAAAUACUACAUGAUUAUAUAAAAAUAAAAAAAAACCAUCUUUGUGAAUGUAACGAGGGAGAAUCUUCUUAUGACUUGAUAUUUGGAGUUUUUAAUCUUGCAAUGACAGCUCUAUCUAAAGGAUACGCCAUGGUAGCGCAUGCUUACCGAUACCGUCAAUGCAACUCAACGAAUCCAGAUGCGUGGAAACCAGAAAUACGUGACACUUUGGAUGAUUAUAAAGAAACAGCGCUUAAAAUCGCUGAAGUUGCACGAUUGGCUGGGGAGAUGGAAUCUAAAGCAAUCCGUCGUUGUGAUCCUGAAAAAUUUAAAGAAGGUGAGAACUACGAAAGCUAUCAAUUUUUGACAACUUUGGUAUCCAAUAAUUAUAUGAUAAACAACAGAGAUUACAUUAUGAGCUACGUAAAUUAUUAUUCUGAGCGCUCAGCGUCCUUUUGUGAUGGAUUUCUUUAUGAUAAAAUGUAUGAUGAAUACUUUGUAGAAGCUUAUUUGGCGCCAGUAAAUAGCAAACGACGCUACUGUUAUGCAAGAGUACGAGGCGGUGAUCUACAGUGGUAUUAUAAAGGUCGGAUAACUGAAGGUUGUGACUACGAUUAUGGAUUGUACUACCCUAGACAGUGGGGUCAUUUAGACUUUAGUAAAUACCUUUGUUCGCAGCCUUCACUUUCGAAGAAAAGCGCUUAUAUUAAUUUGACAUCAGCAUACUGGGAUACUCCUUUUACAAACCAAGUUAUCACUGGAAUCCGCUUAGUCACAAAAUUAUCAAUUACUUACUUUGAAAUACAACAAGGAGUUUUAGUAAAUGGAACUAUUGACAACACGACCGUCAAAUGGGAUGAUAGAGUUACAAAGAAGCUUGAAGAUAUGGAAAAAAAUAAUCAAAUACCUGAUUAUGCCUCUAGAGAUUUAACUGAACUCAGUUAUCAUAAUAGAAUAUUAAAUUUGGAUGACAUAAUCUUGCCUGCUGGCUGGGCUGUUGUUGGUGUUACAUUCCAACAAUCACGCGGAAAUCCUAUAGUUCUACAGGUAGCAGGAGUAAAAAUCAUUGAUGAAUCAGGAAAUCCUAUUAUUUCAACUGAUGUACACUGGUUUUCAGGAACGAAUAAUUUAAACAGAAAUGAAAUAACAAAAAGUGAUCUCGACAUUCCAACAUUAGGCAAGACAAAGAAUGGUGAACUAAGUGAACCAGGAAAGCAUUUUGCCAAAUUUCAAAUGACUGGUUGGGUGGUAGACGCCGGUCAGACUUUAAUUCCUUUUAUAGACAUGCAAAAAGUGGUUACUAAUCCUCCAGCACCUAUUGGUGGUGUCGGGCUUUAUUAUAAAGGUCAUAAUGGAUACGGAGGAUUCAUUGCGCCAAAACUUCUAAGCAUGAAUAAUACUAUUUAUAUGAGCGAAAAUUAUUUGAAGAAAACAUUUAAUGAUACAAGUAAUUAUUCAGAUAAUUAUGAUAGAUAUUAUCAUUAUUCCGUAAUUUCAGCAUAAUAAAAUCUAAUUUGAAGAUUUAAUAAAAUGAAAUACUUA
This is a messenger RNA of Cotesia glomerata, 2089 nucleotides long. RefSeq lists its product as uncharacterized. Bases 65 to 2050 code for a protein of 661 amino acids. Lineage: Eukaryota; Metazoa; Arthropoda; Insecta; Hymenoptera; Braconidae. The record is from RefSeq and is a predicted model, not a curated record. The transcript has 8 exons.